Molecule: messenger RNA, 300 nt
Organism: Opisthorchis viverrini
Lineage: Eukaryota; Metazoa; Platyhelminthes; Trematoda; Opisthorchiida; Opisthorchiidae
Exons: 2
Coding region: 1-300 (99 amino acids)
Source: RefSeq, a predicted model, not a curated record
AUGAAACAACAGAAGCCUCAGCUUAUUUGUCCGGAAAUGUCGAUUGCUCGAACCUCCCUACUGAGAUAUUUGUUUUACCCUUAUAAAUUCAAAGUUAUUCAGACUUCAUCCCAAUAUGCACACGUCCUGUUUGGGCUCGAAAGUCACCUGCGCCCUGGUCCAUUAGAAUCACGUGGGUCGCGACCCGCAUAUCGUGAUAUUAUUCGGCAUUGUCUGGCCAUUCACAUGUUGCCCACACACCACUCAAUACCUCCUUUGUCCGCUAUUCACUUUCCAGACAAAUAUGCUCAACCGAAGUAG